Messenger RNA from Rhodamnia argentea, 679 nucleotides. RefSeq lists its product as uncharacterized. The record is from RefSeq and is a predicted model, not a curated record. The transcript has a single exon. Lineage: Eukaryota; Viridiplantae; Streptophyta; Magnoliopsida; Myrtales; Myrtaceae. Bases 33 to 467 code for a protein of 144 amino acids.
AAAAUUGCACUAGACUAGUUGCCUUCUGCAAGAUGAGUAUAAAGAGAAACCAGACACUGAGCUAUCGAUGGGGAAGCGAGUUCAACUCUUGUGCGAUCUGGAGAACUCCAGUGAUGGCAUCGGAGAUGAGCCGUGCUUCUUUCGACCAUGUCAAAUUGGAAGAAACGGGUUUCGGGGCAGCAAUGUUUGUGCGGCGUGGCUGUGCAGGUGAGUCCAAAGACAGCUGCUGCAUCAACAUUUACAUAAACAGCAACGUUCAGGGGGUGAGCAACUCCAUAUUGGUCGGGAGCGAGGUGAGAAUGGCCGAUCCCGGCGUUUCUCUGUACUUUGGAGACAUAAAGCUGGCGAAUGCGCACAAGAGGAGGAGGAGACAUCAGAGAAAUAAGUGGAGCUUUGGGCUCGUUAGUCUUGCGAUCUCGUUACUAGUGUUUGCACUGCUGCUCUUGUUGCUGCUCCUGAUAUUGUAGUCUACACUUUCACCACAAAAGAAGAAAGAACUAUUCGUUCUCAAUUUUUGUUUCUCCUCCUUUUCGGUUUCUCAUUGCAUUCUCAGUUUCUUCUCUCUAUGUUGAAUGGCGUUUCGUCGCCAUUGAGAGUCGAGACCGCCUCUCCAGGCUGCAUUUGUUCAUAUUGAAAUCACAGUCUAGGAAAGGAAGUACCUCGAGGCUACAUACAUGAA